Molecule: messenger RNA, 8559 nt
Organism: Spirometra erinaceieuropaei
Lineage: Eukaryota; Metazoa; Platyhelminthes; Cestoda; Diphyllobothriidea; Diphyllobothriidae
Source: the annotation of a GenBank genome assembly
AUGACUGAGAACGCCUGCCCACGUCGGUGUAGAAAGUCAGCUCCCGUGAAGAAUGCUGUUUUUGUUGGAGCUGCGAACAAGGGACGCAGUAAGCUUCGGGAACUUGGCAACGAAUGUGUCAUGUAAGUGAUCAACGUAGCAACCCUGCGCAUGCUUGCUUUGUCAUACCGUUUAAUUAAGCGAAGAAGGAACACCUGUUCAAGAGUUUUUUCUUUGUGAAUUUGUCUAGCAGGUUCACCCACCACAUCUUAUUAAGUAUUUAAAAGGCCCCCGCUAGCUCAUUCCCACUUUCCAGGGUGGAACUUUCAUGGGGCACCAAUGAUGACAUUGUACCAGCUACUGACAAUGGAUCUUGCUGUGUCUGUACCUCGUUAUCUGAUUCUUAGGCCCACACUCGGUUUUCUUGACGUUAUCUUGCUCCUGGAGCCGGGUGGGUCAGGGAAAGCGCGGUAGGUACUACGCAAGUAUCUACUUGUACAUGGUACGGCUGUAAUCAUGCCUGAUCUAGCCGGCCUCGAUGACCUCGCGAGCUUUACCUCCCCUUGCAAGUGUCUCACUGAACCUGUCCACGCGCAGGUUACCAUCAUUCCGUUCCUCCUUGCGGACGCAAGGCAGGAGUCGUCGUUUGCAUCGGUCGAGCUAUCAAUUGUCUGGCUAGCACCGGCACACUGUGUUUAUUGUCCUGAGCUUUCAGGACGAUAAACACAGUGUUCCGGUGCACGAAUCUUCUUCUUCACGUAUGCAUACACUGGAACUCGAAAUUUCGCCUUCAUUCGUGAAUUGUCUGGUUGUCGGACCUUCAUCGAUGUGAGUUCUUAGACACCACCCAGCCAACUCCGGAGGGCUAGCUUCUUGUCAGACUGCGAGACGUCACCGCAGCUUGCCAACUCGCUCGGCUGCGCCCGACACGCAACUUAAAAGCUACGCGCGCAUGUUAGUACGCGUGGCGUUUGCCACUAUCAGCGCAAAACUGGCGACAGGUACGAAAACUGGCGCCAGUGGGAGCUAGGCGUUUGCGAGUCGAAUGUUGUCAGGCGUGUUGAGCCCGGCUAAAUGUUUUGGAAAGCUGCGCAGGAGACCUAUACUACGUAGUUCUCAGAGAAAUUGGGAUUUCGACAUCGAUAAGUGUCUUACACGCGAAGAUUUUGUCGCCCAUUCAGUCAGUUGACUAGCCACGGACUCAACAAAGUCGGCUAUGCCAAAACACGGCUGCUUUAAUGCUAAUGCAGUGUUAUUAGACAGUUUGCCAGUUUCAGUGUGCAGCAAUUCCGUCGAAUCCAGACUUCACUCCUCAGCCUUGAUCUUCAUGGGGACUCCAGAAACACCAUAUCUCGAGUAGGUAGGUUGACAGAAACUCACAAAUAUGUACACAUGCAUUCAUGCGUACAUACAUAGAAGACUUCAAUGGAUACGUUAAUGUAUGACGUUGCGGAUGAACGAGCGAAACUUAGUGCCUUCCAAGAGGGACUUACUUUACAGCUAUUUCCGACAUUUUGUACGUUGUAGACCUCCAGGGCAAUCCCUUUUUGAAAUUCUUUCAAAACCGCCCAUACACGUACCAUCCUGCCGCAAAGUGAUGUUAUAAUCUCUAGUCAUAUUUACAGUUGUGGUAACACUCGAACCUGCAUUUCCUUUUCGACCGCCCUUACUGACUUCAAAAUUAUGCUCACCCAUUCUGUUGGUUGUGUUAUUGCUAUUGAUGGUAAUCUUGCCAUUGCAGUUGUUUGGGUUAAGCUCUCACGCUGUAUGUAAAAUUUCGCCUCGUUCGGAUUUACAGCGACCUUUGGUGGGUCCCCAGGCAAGGGCUUGUCCUUGAACUUGUUUUCUUAGAUGGGGUUUAUACCAUCCAAGCCUAAGCGACAUAGCUCAUACUAAAGUCCUGAAAAUAUCUCGCGCCGCCAGACACUCCCGUUUUUUUGGACAUGGUGUCCGGUGAUCAUUAUAGUAUCCAUGAUUUGAACUAGGUCUCGAGUGCCAUUCUAUGUGAAUUUAUAAACUGCCCAACAGUUUGAUCCAGGCCACUUAACCGCUUAAGUAGUUCAACGUGUAUACAGGUCACGUACGACGAUAAAAUUAAGUUCUACUAACUCGCCGUCAUAAUUCAUGGAUUUGCCUUCGGAAAUAGGGAGGAGGUGGCUCCGCACGAUGACCUUACGCCAUAGUUGGAGUUUGUUUCUCGGCCCCCGCUAUCCAAUCCAAGCCGCAUGGAAAGUGGGUUGCAAUCGCCAGGCGAAAAAAGGUGGGCUUCCGUUUUCCACUAUUCACACAGGAGGCGAAAUAACCUUUUGUGUAGAUGCACACCUGUUUCUCUCGACGUUAUUCCGGGGAAAAGAAAAGCUUUACAGUUCGCCAAAACAACUUUGAAAAAGUUGGGCCAUAUGCAGGUCGCAAACUAGACGGGAUUAAAUGUUUCCAUCGCAUUUUAAGACCUUACUUAUCUCCUUACGGUCGUUUUUUCGUCGUAAAAUGACGCGCGUGAUGCGUAAGAGUAUAAAGCAUUCGGGCGAUAUGUUAGCUGUCAAUCGUUUGAGCUAGGAGUUUAGUCGUUACGAGUUUCUUUGCCGUAGGCUCCUUGCUCCUACCGAAAUUCAGAAGUAUAUCCGCUGUACACAUUUUGUACAAUCAUUUUUCUGCUCCAGUACCCACAUUGUCACAAGAACCCGGUUUUGCCUGGAGAGGGUUGCGGUAUCCUACCACGAAAAUCGCUGCUUUAGAGGGUCUGUUUUUUGCUCAGGGGGCAAUCUCAGUCACUUCAUCUGUAAAUGAUUAAAGAUUUGGUAAGGUAAUUUGGGCGCUCGACUUCGCCACCUAGGGCCUCAAUGUGGCGCUUUAGCCUUGAACCUUAUGCCUUAUAAAGCCUGGUCCUGCGGCGCGUUUCAGGGAUCGGAGUUAACCCCAAGCAUUAGCCGACGCUCACGAGGCAGCGUACGAUCUGAUUAUUAAAAACACAUAUACGGCCGAUUAACAAAAUAAUCAGUUCCCGCACCCCGUGUGAAGGCAUGCGAUACGCCUCGGCCACAGAGGAACGCCCAUCAUGUCUAGCUACGCUUAUUUCUUUGCGGAGCAAAAAGUGCCAAACGGUAGUACAUUUGGCACAGGUGAGGAUCAAAUAUGCGACCGGGUAAGAUUGGAAACAGUAGCUAAGAGAUAAAAACAGUCAGGACGUCCUAUCGCCGAUGAGAAGCUUUUUCGGAGAAAGUACCCAAGUGAGUCAUCUGACCAAGUCAUCUACCAACAACUCCGUUGGUCACAUGACACGGGAAAUACCGUCCAGUAAUACCGUAACCUUUUAGAGACAACCUCGUAGUCGGGCUUCGUCCCGGACCUUGAAGUGAAAGCAGAAGAGUUCUGCCGUCCACGAAGCUAGGCAGAACCACUCAUCUGAAUCCGGAAAUAUUUGUGGACCACAAGAGCUGUCGUGUUGAUUCCUGUCUGGUGGCAGAAACUACCAUUUUUUAACUAUUACCUUGCACCUCCAAUAAUUCGUAACUACUAUUUGUUCUCCACUCUGCUUUCCCCAGCGUGAUUGUGUCACUUCCGUUGGUAUGUUUCGGGUUUUGGCCUGUUGUCUAUAGCCCUUGGACACAGACAAACAACCGCCUUCAAACCUCUUCUUUCGUUUUGUCUCUUUAGGAAGCAGGUGUCACGUGAUCAUUCUAUUAGUGACGUCGACAGGAGUGAAAGUCAGAAUGACCGUGUGCAUCAACGCUUCUCAGCGCGUUCUCGACGAAGAAGCCGGCACUCGCGGGAUGCGCCACGCAUGUCCACCCCAAUGGGCCGGGACCGGUCCUCCCUUCGCCCAUCCCUAGGUAGUGAGGUCCGCCAUUCUGGAGAGUCUAAUCAUUCACUCCUCAACCUGCCAGAUGUAGCCCCCGUUUCCUCUUGCUUAACACAUCUUAGGUUGGUAAACGACGAUAUCAUCCAAAGUACGAUCCUUACAUCGAAAUUCGUCGUGCUAGGGAACGGCUCAGUCAGUACAAGACUAAGGGUGACUGGGCAACCGACAUGCUUCUAAGCGAUGACGCUGAGGAGGACCUCCAGAGGUACGAAGAGAAAUUGAAGCGUAGAUACUCUCAAAGGGUAAGUUAAGUCCUCUGGAACAUUUUGCACAGUUUCUGGCUCAGUUUUCCUGCUUGUUUUUUUUUUCAAGUCGAGUAAGUCUCCAUAUAAAACCAUAUACCUUAGGGUGUCAGAGAGCACCGAUGCAAAAAAAUCUACCGAAACCCCUUGACACACAUGCGGGAUACUCCUGAGAGCAUGUACCAGGGAGUUAAAACUUUCCGAAUUGCCAAUGUUCAUGGCUGGAAGGUAUAUGAAACUUUGGAGAUGAGGUUGCCUAGUAUUGUAUUUAACAACUCCCACAGUCGCCACCUCUAAUUAGUUUGCAUACUUAUAGGGAACAAACAAGGUUCCCAUUUGACAGGUUGACGACUUGAGGUUUAUUUGACGAGGGCUGAAGACUAUCACCGAGACGCUCGUGCCGCACUGAAGAAUUUCCUUGACUUAUAUUUCAUAGUCAUCCGCCAUUGGGCUCGUCAAAGUAUGCUAGAGCGACCGAUAAGAAAGUACUGCGCCCAGCGUAAGACGGAGUGGUUUGGAUGACUAGAACAAUCACUGUGUUAUAAGGUCCCUCCGGAGUAAUUUCGAUGGCGGGGUAGGAAAGUUAUCAUACCUAUGUUCAAAUUAACAAUCUGUAAGGCAUAACGUACUAAGACCUGUCUCAACCCUGUUUAUUUACUUCGGAAUUUCCGUCUACCUCUCCAUAAACAUGCUUCAGUUUUUCACUACAGCCUGAGAUGUUAUGCCCAGACAGUAAUUCUCUUAUCCCAAUAAACAGGGUGAAUUCAGCGGUGAGCUGGAACUGGAAAGGCGUCAGAUGGAGCUCCUGCGUCGUCAGCGAGACAUUGACAUGGGCAAGGUGACAGAAAGAUAUGCCGAAUAUGUCCUCACAAUCCCAAAACCAGAACGCCAAAAGCACCACCCACGAACUCCGAAUAAAUUCCGUACCGUCUCCAGACGAGCCUGGGAUGGGAUGAUCAGAAAGUGGCGCAAGCACCUACACUACUUUGACAGUCCGGAGUGAGUUAUGCCUUCCUGCUGUUUAUUUGUUCCUUCGAAAGUUAGACUGUGUCCGAUGUGCGUAAGGUACUUCGAGCCAGCUUUGUGGAACGCAUAACUGCCCGUAGGACGGCGUCGCAGCUCAUUCUGAAGCCCAGAUUUUUCGCACAAAUCAGACCGUCUCUUUCCUACAUAACCUCUUAUAUUUUACCACUUUGAAUGCUCAAAUUAGUCAUUAAUUUGGCUCUUAUACUAUGGUGUCUGCUGGCUCAUUGCGUUUGCAAGCGUUGUGAAUCUACUCUGGCCUCCAUUUGUGUGCUUUUCGACGGAAAUCAAAAGUUAGACGCGAUGCUUCGUCAUCCUUUGAUCAUAGAUUCGAUCUGCGCUUGUCUUUGUACCCCACGGGACUGGAUACUUAAGAGAGCCCUGGGACCAAGUUGAACGGUAGACUCCCAGAAUGCAAGAACUGCGGACUUCGACUUUUCGCAUUUGCUGGAUUUAGCGACCAUCAGUGGGCAUCGUAGUUUUUUCACCUUUUCUUACUGAACAUCUUGUUUCGACCUCUCAAGGUUUCCUCGACACGCCCCUCCCCUCAACUGCUUGAUAACUAUUCAUGAGCUGCCUAGACCAGUUUCUCACACCGAGUUCACCUAGCCCAUUUUCGACUGCUACAGCUUCUAUCUCUGUUCUAGAUUGCUAUCCUUUUCUCUACUCUCGGUCGUAUUCCAUCCAACUGCAUCAAUUGCGUCCAGUUAAUCGUAAAUUUGAGUGACGUUACCUUUUCUCUAGAAAACGUACAGGUGUUUAGGCGAUCUGCUAACAGCCUCAGCUAGUAGAAUGUCCAAGUUUCGGUCAGUCUUCUUUUGCCCGGUUUUUUUUCGUCUAAGUUGUGUAAACUGGUGUUGUUCUACCGAUUGCUGCAGUUUCAACGAAACCUGGCGUUCAUUGGCUACCGACGUUUCUCUGAGUUCAUGUGGGAGUUACGCGUCCUCUCAGAAUGGCAGUCAUUCUGAAUCUCUGCACGCAUCCUCCGACGAGGCUUGCGAGAGCAACAGCACUGAGCAACCACCCUCAGAAAACGACCCCGUCCUUUCCUCUCUGUCAACAGUCCGGGCGGGAAAGGCAUGGAGCCAACGUCAUAACAUCCCCGUUAUUAUGGACGAGGAAGACACUCUUCAAGGUCUCAACAAGGCGUCGGCCGCGAACGCAGGUGGUAUAGCGUCGACCACUGAGGGCCUCAAUUCAGACGAAGAAACGCUUCAUGCCUCAGAUGUUGCCUCCCGUUUCAACCUUCGAGCCCGACCGCAAAAGUAAUAAUUUAGUUUUCUUUCCCCUUCCAUAAUGCGCUCAUCUUUACUUUCUUUGCGUGUGGAGUGCGUUAAAUGCAAACCUCACGCCUCGUUAGCCACUACACUCAAUCUCUACCUCUAGCCAUGUCGGAGUGGCCCUAUCGUUGUUAAAGGAGAGAGAAGAGAGUGAACUGGUUCUAACUUAGUUCUGGGGCUUAUUUUUCCCGUUAUAAGCAAUUAAACAAACUUCAGACUAUUACAACAUGCCAACAAACCACCACGUCCAUCUACAGUUGUCUUGGCUCAGUCCUCCUGCAACAUGAUGCGAUUGGUAAGAGGGAGUGUAACAAAUGCUUCAGAAGUCUACCUUAAACAAAUUAGCACGCAAGGUUUCGCGGUAUCCACGGACGGCCGCGGUCCCGCGGCUUGCGACCGAAACAUUACCGUCUACUUCUGGUUUGGCAUGCUACUUCCUGUUUCUUGCCUAACAGACGUACAAGGAAAGGAGAGUAAUAGGAACAUAGGCCCGUGUCCUUUGUUCUGCUGGUUUAGUUAGAUUUACUAAUAACCGAAAGUGACUGUACUUUAUUUUGUGGCUAUACGUCUACUUUUUGUUGCUUUAUGUCGAUCGGCCCCCUCCUAGUAUUGCACGCAAAAAUUGAGCAGAUUGUACACCUAACCGGAACAAACCUUUUACCACUGUGGAAUAUGUUCUGCUUUAAUUCUCUGGCUUUAUUUCUGAGAACCUGCAACGCUGCCUUCGUUGUGCUAAUCCCUUUCACAGUGAUGUCGCCGACGCGCUAACUUUCCUGAGGGAACCUUCCCUGUUAUUGCCGCACGGACUGGUAGUCGGUUCUUGGAGGUUUACCUGAACCAGAUGACUUUCAAGACACUGAAGCUUUGUAGGCCUUAGCAUCUCCCAAGGCACUGCGCCUACACCAGUACUUUUUGCGCACAUAUAUUUCAAUUGCGAGCAUCCCAUUAUGUGAUCGUAUCAUUUGGAUUGGUUACUGUGCAUGUUCUUCAUCGGGCCACUUGAACAAGGAACUUGCACUUACGAAUAGCCAACUUAGCAUGUGAAAAGUUUGCUCGGACUGUAAGUCACCCGUCUGCACGUUAAUGUAUUUUCGACGUAGUCUGGAUCAACUUAUUAAUUGCCAAUGUAGCUUCGUUUGACUUCGUCCCAUAAUGCGGGAGUUGUGUUUGAAUCCGAUUUCUGAAGCGACAUGUAUACUUUUUACUGAAAUUUGGCGACAUUCGAAAAAUCGCAUGACACGGAACGUUAUACACCGUCUUCUCAUGUGGACUUCUCCGCGUUGUCCCGUUUUGCAGCAGAAUCAGCUGGAAGCUCCUCAUACAGGGAAGAAUAUGUAUCCCCAAAAAUGCAGUCUUUGCUCACAGAAAGAACACCGUUUGCUUUCCUUUUGGUUCCCUAGAUCCGAUCUCAGUGGUCGCUUUGCUCCCGCUCCUGACGUGCUGCAUUCGGGUUUGACAAACGACAUGUACUCACUUUCCUCAAAGCGCGGACGAAAAGCAAGCGGAUCGGGUAAGCUCUGAGGCUUUUGCACAGACUGUUGUUUUCAGGGAGGUUCAAGAGCAUUAUUUAAUGCUAGGGCGAGACUAUUGUAAUUAAGAGGCAAGCUAACUUUCCCGGAAACCCAGACUUCCUCAUGCAGUUUGUCUUUGUGGCCAUAGUUGAACUCCUAUCCUACCUUAUAUCCACGUGCCAUAUUAUCUGCUGGCCCAUUUUGGCCUUCGUCGUUCGCGUUGUGAUCUCAACUCGGAGAUUGGUGACGCGUUAGUGUCCCACAUAGUACUACAAAAAGGGGAAUUUUAUACUAUUCAAACUCGGAAAUUCUUUCAACGUGAUCUAUUGUGGUGUUUAGCAAAAGGGUCAUGUUUGCUCUAAACCUUUGCCUGUGUUUGAGGCUAGUUCCGUAACAAUUUACUACCAAUACUUAGACUGUUGUAGUGAUGAGAAGUUCCAAGUCGUUUGGCAUAUUUAUUUUGGUAAGAAACUAGCCUCGACCCACUUUUGUACUCUGCUUUAGAAGCUGUCGCACCCCCUGAGAUCUUGUCACCCACAAAGAAGACACGCCGGCCAUCUGGUAACACUGGCAAGAUUUCGGCAUGGAAUUCACGCUCAACCACAGUUGCAGAAAACUCAGCACCUGCCCGCAAGUCUUCUGGCAAGCUGAAGAGUCCUCGUUGA